Molecule: messenger RNA, 1331 nt
Organism: Chilo suppressalis (striped riceborer)
Lineage: Eukaryota; Metazoa; Arthropoda; Insecta; Lepidoptera; Crambidae
Source: the annotation of a GenBank genome assembly
CAAAAUGCUAGAUGUCACCUUAUAUGUCAGACUCUAAACAAUACAUUAAAAUUACCCAUAAUCUGCCAUAAUCAACAAAAAUUGAAUUAAAUUGAACCCACUGAAUAUCAUUAAUCUAAGAGAUAACGGAAAACCGCAAUAUUCCUGCUUAUUUUACAUAGUUACUCAAAUUGUACAAUGUCAAAUUACGACAGAGCUAUAACAGUGUUUUCUCCAGAUGGACAGCUCCUGCAAGUGCAAUACGCCCAGGAGGCAGUCAGAAAAGGAUCAGCUGCAGUCGGGGUGCGAGGACCUAGCGUUAUAGUACUAGGUGUGGAAAGAAGAGCUGUGGAGAAACUGCAAGAUGGAAGAACAGAAAAGAAGAUCGUAGCGUUGGAUGAGCACGUGAUGUUGGUUUUUGCUGGUCUGAGGGCUGAUGCGAGGGUCCUGAUAUCCAGGGCUCAAAUAGAGUGCCAGUCGCACCGUCUCACCGUCGAAGACCCAGUGACCGUAGAAUACAUAUCCCGAUACAUCGCCGAGUUGAAGCAGAGGUACACGCAGAGCAAUGGACGCAGACCCUUCGGCAUAUCGUGCCUCGUGGCCGGCUUCGAUGAGGACGGCACCCCACACUUGUUCCAGACGGAACCCUCGGGGAUAUAUUACGAGUGGAAGGCGGCGUCGAUUGGGCGUUACGAUAAGUCAGUGAGAGAGUGUUUGGAGCAACAUUACAGGACCGAGGUGGUGUCCUCGGACCAGGGUGCAGUGCAGUUAGCCAUAAGGGCGCUCAUGGAGGUGCAAUCUAGAGGGAGGAGUUUGGAUAUAGCCGUUAUGAAAAAGGACAAACCGGUCAUAAUGUUGAGGGAGGAGGAUAUUAAUUCAAUCAUCAAAGAACUGGAAAAGGAAAAAGAAUCCGCUGAAACUAAGAAACGAAAAUGAAAUCUCAUCUUUUUGGAAUUACUUUUUUUUUAGUUAAGUUUUUAUUUUGUAAUCCUUUUUAAUGUUUAUAGUAACAUUUCUUUUUUAUGCAUAAAUAUAUUUUUCUAAUACCUAUACAAAAUGAGUUGUUAUUGGAAUAUACAUUAAUUACUUUCCUUUUAUUGGGAGUUAUUGCAACUGCUAAACCAAUACCUAUAUACCUAAUAUAAUUUAAGAAACAGCACCCAUUUAAUGUUUACUAGAUAUGGUAAAUAAGAUAUCAUGCCUUCCAAGAGUCUUAAUAUAUUAACUAAUAUGAUGCUCUAAGUCAAUACAUGUGAAUAUGCAAAAGUACUUACUAUAUAUCUACAAUAAAUAUAUGAAACAUCAUACUUGCUACGCUUGUGCUUCAGCCGGCAUUUUUGAUUAAUUACCUG